GCGAGGGCUGAACUUGUGAUGCGUUGUGAGUUAGUGCAACUACAGGAAGCCCCUGUCACUUGUUAAGGAAGGGAGGAGGAAGAUGCACACUUUUGCGCGUCAGUGACUCAGUCGCAGAUUUGAGAGAGAGAGGGAAAGAGAAAAAGCCUGAAGGUUUGUCGGAGGGUAGGAGCUUUGCUCUUCCCCAGCAACAGUCCCGGACGGGAUCAUGUUCAUGUCGAAGGCUGUCAGCCGGCUCAGUCGCAAGCGGCCACCUUCAGAAAUACAUGAUAAUGAUGUCCCUGCUGGUUGUAGCCAGCCGAAUACAUCUGGAUUCUCAAAAUGGGCUAUUUCUCUAGAGAAUCUCCUUGAAGAUCCAGAAGGAGUAAAACUUUUUAGGGAUUUUCUAAGACGAGAAUUUAGUGAAGAAAAUGUUUUGUUCUGGUUAGCAUGUGAAGAAUUCAAGAAAAUUCAAGAUGAGAAGCUGCUUCAUGGCAAGGCACAGCAGAUCUAUAAAACCUUUCUGUGCAGUAAGGCAGCAACACAGGUAAAUGUGGAGGGUCAAUCUCGUCUCACCGAGAGUAUGCUUGCACAUCCUCAUCCCUUCAUGUUUCAGAAACUACAAGAACAGAUAUUUACUCUCAUGAAGUAUGACAGUUAUAAUCGUUUCCUAAAAUCUGACUUAUGUCAACAAAUGAAGCUGCAAGAAGAAAGUCAAAUGAACUCUUCAGAGGCUGAUGAAUCAGUCCCGAAAAGAGCAUCCAGGAUUUACAACCGAUAACAGAAAAUCCGGAAUAGCUCCAUGGCAACUGUGUGCUUUCUUUGCUUUAUUCGCUAAUGGACCGUAAUGAUGCCCAUUUAGCUAGAAGUUGGCUGCGCUGAAGAAGGGGAUGCGUUUGGUCUGUUUCUGAUGGGGUUGAGUAUUCUCGGCCGGGAUGCAAGCCAACACAACUUCAGAACCAGAGCUGAUAACAAUGACAUUUACAUUACAGCUUUGGGAUGGGUGAGCGGACAUUUUCCCACAACCUCACUGAUGAGAAAAGCCGACUAUUGUGAUUUUAAUUUGCUGUAUAAUAGGCCAUGAUUUCCACCUGCCUUACACUGUUGUUCCCGUCUCUUGCUGGAAUCCAUUUAAGUUUGAGUAUUACAAAUGAAGAUAAUAGUUUUAAUUAUUAAUUUAGUCCGUUACACAUUUUUGAAUUGGGAACUACUUAAAACAAAAAGUAAUUCAGAAAAUCUGUACUGUUUGCAAUUUGUUUGUGUUCUUCAAUCAGCAGGCCCUGUAUUAAACUGGACAGCAUGGUAGGCUGUGAGCCAAACACACAAUAUUAAUUAUAAAUGCAUACACUACUGGUACCUUCCUGUCUAUUGGUGUUUAGCACUUCCAUUGGAAGUGCGCCAUACCUUUAUUUCAGUGCUUGUUAUGACAAGGUGUAUGCUUUUGUCACUUUCUAUAUAGAAUGAGCUUGCUGCCCAGUACGCCGUUGGCAUUUAGGGCAGCAAUGAAGGUCCUCCCUUUCUGGCGGUGUUCAGGGAUUCCUUCAUCGUGUCAAUAGCUUCCUCACAGUUUUCACUACUGUUGGUCACACAAAUCCCAGGAAUGCCGUCAUAAUAAGACGUAGAAGGACCCUACACUGCUGUUUCCGUAACUAUUUUCUUUUCCCAGUCAUGGUUGUUAGUCCUGAGCUGAACCUUCGAACCUGGAGGACCACUGGACCUCUCUCAGUCUGGCUUGUUUGGUAUGGGUGACCCACCAAGUGCCAAAGCUUAAAGCCCUGACUCCAGCCAACAGAGCUCUCCGAGUCAUUGAGGCACACAAGCCUCCAAACCUAUCGACAAGCCUGUGGUCCUCUUGGAGUUUCUAUAAAGAAGUAGAGCACAAAAAGAGGAGAUUUAUGAUUAAAAGAUACAAUUGAGAGUUGAGUUUACCAAUGAGGACAGGCUGUAUUUUACAGUAAUCAUUGUGAAGAUUACAUUUAGUAUCCUUGCAUAUCUAACCAAGCCAGUAAUGCAGGGCAACAUCAAAGCACAACAUUUCCUUGGAAAUCUGUUAAAUCUUCAUUAACUUUCUUGGUCUGUUAUUUUACUGUGAACUCUGGGUGUUGAUAUUCGAGUAAUUAUCUUGCAAUUUUAUUUCCCUUUUUUUGUAUGCAUUCUAAUUACAGAGAGAAUGAUUUAUUUUAGUUGCCCGUAAGGAACUAAAUGGUCACCUGGUGUAGUCAAUGAACUCCCUGCCUUUGAUUCUUACUUUGAACUUGUUUAAUGGGCUUUGUAAGAUUAGUAACUGCAUAAAAGGCUGACAAAAUUAUAUCUAUUCAUAAAUAUGACUUCUGUGUGAUUGUGCCAUAAUCCAUCCCCUGCAGUACUGCAUUUUAUGUACUCCAAAGUAUUACUAAAAAUCAUGAAUGCUGGGGACCCAGAUCUUCAAGUGUGCGGAAAUGGUGAAUUGACAUACAGUAGCGGGCAAAAGUCUGAGGCAUAACUAGGGUGCCUAACCUUUAGCACAGUACUGUAUUUCCCAACAUGGAGCAGGGAGCAAGUUUGUAAGGGACAUUGGAGCAAAGGAUGUUGAGGAUGGUUAGGGUGGAGUGCCACGGGAGGGGUGUGGGACAGGUGGCAGAGAAGGAGUGCCAGGGACGGGGUUGGCACGGGUGCAGACACACCCAGCCCUGAGACACCAGGCAAAGUCAUUUGAUUCUGAAUAAUUGGUUUAUUGAUCACUACAGAAUGUCUCUCUGGUGCUUCCCGCUCCCUCCCCUCUUCCUUUCCCUUUCCCCAACUGUGAUUCCCCUCUCCCUGCUUCCUUCCCAUCUCAGUCCACAGCAGAGACCUGAUAUCAUCACUUGCAUAUGUUACGAAAUUUGUUUUUUUUUGUGGCAGCAAUACAGUGCAAUACAUAAAAUUACUACAGUACUGUGCAAAAGUGUUGGGCACCCUAGUUUUAUAUUAUAUAUAUAUAUACCUAAAACUUUAGCACAAUACUGAAAACACUGCAACUUUGUGGCCUUGAAUUGAUAUAUAAAGUACUUUCUUAGAUGAUAAAAUCUUGAGAGAUCUGCUUUCCAUUCACAGUUCUAUGCCUACCUUUGAUAUUGGUGUUAGAAUGAAGCAUCCUUUGCUAAUGCAAGUAAAAUCACCGAAAGCACAAGUUUAUAGGACAAUGGCACUUUUCUCCACUAGGAGCUGAAAUGGAUUCCUGGUCUGAACAUCCUCCUUUCUGUGCAGUUUCCCAAACAAACUAAUUUCAUACAUCAAAAGAAUGGAGCAAAAAAUCUUUUUCUAAGAGUUAGAAUAUUUAAAAUAACUUCUGGAUACCACCACUAUCCACUGAAACAACAGCUAUUUCACCAAUCUCAGUGGAAAAAUAAUAAAAUUCUCAGGUCACAUAUAGUAUAUGCUUGUGUUUUCCAGUGAUGCUUACAGCAAGGCUAAAAUGAGUAUUGAAAAUUCAUCUGUGUUCUUAUCAUAAAUAAUCAUCAGUGGUCAAGGCUUUCAAAGAAGCCUUCCUUUGCUUUCUGCUGCAUUUCUGCCAGGCUCUGCACUUAGAAAAUAUUAGUUGCUUUGUGAAUAGUUGCACUCCAACUUAAACAACAAUGAUAAUGUCCGUUACUGCUGUGUAGCAGUUAUCAAGAUUUGCUUUGGCUUAUUUAUGAACUAUUGAUGUCAUCUUGUUCCUUUUUGGUGAGUUCAAGGAGGUUGAAGUAUUUAUUUUGGGAAUAAUCCUCAGAUGUUUACAUGGUUGAUUCAGCAUUGCCUCAAUACCAAUUAUGUUUGCCUCUGCUGCAACUUUAGUGCAGAAUAUUCUGUUUCAGUAUUCAUUGUUAACAGGCUGUAGAGAAACAGCCGAUAUUACCUGCUCAGUACUUUGGAAUGCUUUCAGUAACAACACCCAAACUCCACUGACAUAAAACACUGAGAACUACUUUGAGAGCUUUCAUAUAGACCCAUAAAAUGGUGCAUAAAACAAUUCCAGUGGGUUAAUUCCAGGAAGGUAGCAGAUACAUGAAACCCAAUGCCCAAUAUAUAUAUUGGUGUGUGGUAGAAAUAGGAAAUGCUGCCAUUCUGAAAGAGUUAACAUUAUCAUCAUGUUCGGCAUUCAUAAAGACUUCUGGGAAUACGUAGCUAGCUUAUUUAUUCUGAGAAGAUCCAACAGUCGGUUUUAAAUGGAUGUUAAGAUGCUCUUAUUGCUAAUUUGUUGACUUAGAAUUCAUUACUGCGAAGUUUCCUUUUGCCAACCAGGACAAGAGGCAUUCAGAUUUAGGUAAUGAAUUCUUAAUAAAAAGCCGAGAAUUUGCUCUGUAAGCUGGUGCUCCAUGGCCAACUCCCCAUUGAGGGAGUAGGUAGUCACUUUGUCAUUGGGCAUUUAUCAACGUCACUUUCUACUGAACUGCUGGGUGAUGCACCCAGUGAUCAAUUCAUCCUCAGAUCUCUUCAGAAGUGCCUAUUUUAGACUUGAUAGUCCUGGCUGAGAUCAGGAUCUCAGUCUGCAAGAACUGUAAGUAUAAACCUACACCAACCAUUAAAUGGCAUACAGUUUGGUGGUGACUUAACUUUACCGCUAGGCUUUACAGAUAAGUUUCCAAAUAUAUUUUUUAUCGACUUACCACAACUGCAGCUUCGGGAAUAGUUCAGCAAAUAAAAGUGUGUGUCAACUCCUGCUUGUUGCUUGAUAUUAGCAUAAGAUUUUCAAAAACUGAAUUCAGGAGGUCUUUAAAAAAUAGAUUAUUUUGUGUUAAAUUGAACGUGUUUUGAUACUGUGUUUACAUUGAUAUUUGCCAGUUGUGUGACUAAUUUGUAUAUAAGUCUUGUAUUGUUUUAUUUGGGUAUUCAAUUUUACUUUGCUGAUGAAAAUUAUGUUUAUAUUUGGAUAAAUGGAAGUGCCUAAUUACAUCCACAUAGAGUGAGUUUGGAAGUUUCUUUUUCCAUCUUGAAGAUAAUGAUAGUCUGAAAAUGGAUGUACACAAUAUAAUGUAUUUGGUUUAAAGGAAAUGCACUAGUCUGCUGUGUGGGUGCGUAGCUUUACAGACUGUUUUUUUGCUUUGCCAAUAAAACUAGACAAUG
This is a messenger RNA of Mobula hypostoma (lesser devil ray), 5040 nucleotides long. RefSeq names its product regulator of G-protein signaling 10-like. The transcript is spliced from 5 exons. NCBI's taxonomy places the organism in Eukaryota, Metazoa, Chordata, Chondrichthyes, Myliobatiformes, Myliobatidae. Gene Ontology annotation, molecular function: GTPase activator activity. Bases 209 to 760 code for a protein of 183 amino acids. The record is from RefSeq and is a predicted model, not a curated record. Gene Ontology annotation, biological process: regulation of G protein-coupled receptor signaling pathway. Gene Ontology annotation, cellular component: plasma membrane; cytoplasm; nucleus.